Oncorhynchus masou masou (cherry salmon) is the source of this 4035-nucleotide messenger RNA. Its product is annotated as trichohyalin-like. The transcript has a single exon. The coding region runs from base 1 to 4035 and encodes 1344 amino acids. NCBI's taxonomy places the organism in Eukaryota, Metazoa, Chordata, Actinopteri, Salmoniformes, Salmonidae. The record is from RefSeq and is a predicted model, not a curated record.
AUGGGUGAACUGAGAGUGAAAGAGGCAGAAAUGGUGAGAGAAAAAGACAACAUGGAUAACAGGAUGGCAAGGUUCAAAGAGGAAGAGGAUAGAAUGCGGGAAGAAAUAGGAAGGAAGAUGGAUAUCUUAAAGCAGGAAAGCUGUGAAAUCAAAAGACUUAGAGAUGAAAUUGACAGUGAAAAGGACCAGCUGAAUGCAAAAUUGCUUGAGUUGGAAAAAAUGUGUGAAGAACUAGAUAGAGAGAAGAAGGAAGUGAAAGACAGGAAGGAUGAAACACUGAAAGAGAAAGAUCAGUUGGAAGAGAGGCGAGGUGAGAUAAGUAAGGAGAAAGAGGAAUUGGAUAUCAGUCUUGAACUGAUGAAAAGACAAAGGGAAGACUUGACAAGCUUGAAGGCUGAAGCAGAAGCACAGACCGAGCCUAUGGAAAUAGACUGGAAGGAAAAGCUCACGAGGGAAAGACAACAACUUGAAAAUGUAAAGGAGGUGAUACAGAAGGAAAAAGAAGCCUUUGAGAGAAAGAAGGGAUUGACCAUGAAAGAAAGAGAUGAGUUUGAUCUGAUGAAGUCUGAAACCCAGGGACAAUUGGAGGAAAUAGAACAAAACAAACAAGACAUUCGUGUGGAGAAGGAAAAGCUGGAUCAGAUCAAAGCUGAGUUAGAAAGACGGUCUGAAGAUGUAAAUCAGAUCAUGGAUGAGACAAGACGGGAGAGGGGGAAGGUUGAAGAACUGGCUAUCCAAACUCAAAAAGAAAGAGAAGAAAUUGUGGGUUUUAUGGAAAAGAACAAACAAAAGCAGAACGAACUGGAACUCAUGAAUGACAAGAUUAAAAGAGAGAAACAAGACAUCGAAGAAAGUCGGGAUGUGCUAACAAAGGAGAGAGAGGAGCUGGAACAAAUGAGGAGUGAGAUACAGCAACAGAGAGAGGAGACAGAAUCUCACAUGGAAGACCAAAGGAAAGAGAAAGAACAUUUGGAACAAAUGACGACGGACAUGAAAAAACAGUUGCUAGAGGUGGAUAAUGACAAGGAAAUGAUAGAAAGCACAAUGGGUGAACUGAGAGUGAAAGAGGCAGAAAUGGUGAGAGAAAAAGACAACAUGGAUAACAAGAUGGCAAGGUUCAAAGAGGAAGAGGAUGGAAUGCGGGAAGAAAUAGGAAGGAAGAUGGACAUCUUAAAGCAGGAAAGUUGUGAAAUCAAAAGACUUAGAGAUGAAAUUGACAGUGAAAAGGACCAGCUGAAUGCAAAAUUGCUUGAGUUGGAAAAAAUGCGUGAAGAACUAGAUAGAGAGAAGAAGGAAGUGAAAGACAGGAAGGAUGAAACAGUGAAAGGGAAAGAUCAGUUGGAAGAGAGGCGAGGUAAGAUAAGUAAGGAGAAAGAGGAAUUGGAUAUCAGUCUUGAACUGAUGAAAAGACAAAGGGAAGACUUGACGAGCUUGAAGGCUGAAGCAGAAGCACAGACCGAGCCUAUGGAAAUAGACUGGAAGGAAAAGCUCACGAGGGAAAGACAACAACUUGAAGAUGUAAAGGAGGAGAUACAGAAGGAAAAAGAAGCCUUUGAGAGAAAGAGGGGAUUGACCAUGAAAGAAAGAGAUGAGUUUGAUCUGAUGAAGUCUGAAACCCAGGGACAAUUGGAGGAAAUAGAACAAAACAAACAAGACAUUCGUGGGGAGAAGGAAAAGCUAGAUCAGAUCAAAGCUGAGUUAGAAAGACGGUCUGAAGACGUAAAUCAGAUCAUGGAUGAGACAAGACGGGAGAGGGGGAAGGUUGAAGAACUGGCUAUCCAAACUCAAAAACAAAGAGAAGAAAUUGUGGGUUUUAUGGAAAAGAGCAAACAAAAGCAGAACGAACUGGAACUCAUGAAUGACAAGAUUAAAAGAGAGAAACAAGACAUCGAAGAAAGUCGGGAUGUGCUAACAAAGGAGAGAGAGGAGCUGGAACAAAUGAGGAGUGAGAUACAGCAACAGAGAGAGGAGACAGAAUCUCACAUGGAAGACCAAAUGAAAGAGAAAGAACAUUUGGAACAAAUGACGACGGACAUGAAAAAACAGUUGCUAGAGGUGGAUAAUGACAAGGAAAUGAUAGAAAGCUCAAUGGGUGAACUGAGAGUGAAAGAGGCAGAAAUGGUGAGAGAAAAAGACAACAUGGAUAACAGGAUGGCAAGGUUCAAAGAGGAAGAGGAUAGAAUGCGGGAAGAAAUAGGAAGGAAGAUGGAUAUCUUAAAGCAGGAAAGCUGUGAAAUCAAAAGACUUAGAGAUGAAAUUGACAGUGAAAAGGACCAGCUGAAUGCAAAAUUGCUUGAGUUGGAAAAAAUGCGUGAAGAACUAGAUAGAGAGAAGAAGGAAGUGAAAGACAGGAAGGAUGAAACACUGAAAGAGAAAGAUCAGUUGGAAGAGAGGCGAGGUGAGAUAAGUAAGGAGAAAGAGGAAUUGGAUAUCAGUCUUGAACUGAUGAAAAGACAAAGGGAAGACUUGACAAGCUUGAAGGCUGAAGCAGAAGCACAGACCGAGCCUAUGGAAAUAGACUGGAAGGAAAAGCUCACGAGGGAAAGACAACAACUUGAAGAUGUAAAGGAGGAGAUACAGAAGGAAAAAGAAGCCUUUGAGAGAAAGAAGGGAUUGACCAUGAAAGAAAGAGAUGAGUUUGAUCUGAUGAAGUCUGAAACCCAGGGACAAUUGGAGGAAAUAGAACAAAACAAACAAGACAUUCGUGGGGAGAAGGAAAAGCUAGAUCAGAUCAAAGCUGAGUUAGAAAGACGGUCUGAAGACGUAAAUCAGAUCAUGGAUGAGACAAGACGGGAGAGGGGGAAGGUUGAAGAACUGGCUAUCCAAACUCAAAAACAAAGAGAAGAAAUUGUGGGUUUUAUGGAAAAGAGCAAACAAACGCAGAACGAACUGGAACUCAUGAAUGACAAGAUUAAAAGAGAGAAACAAGACAUCGAAGAAAGUCGGGAUGUGCUAACAAAGGAGAGAGAGGAGCUGGAACAAAUGAGGAGUGAGAUACAGCAACAGAGAGAGAAGACAGAAUCUCACAUGGAAGACCAAAGGAAAGAGAAAGAACAUUUGGAACAAAUGACGACGGACAUGAAAAAACAGUUGCGAGAGGUGGAUAAUGACAAGGAAAUGAUAGAAAGCACAAUGGGUGAACUGAGAGUGAAAGAGGCAGAAAUGGUGAGAGAAAAAGACAACAUGGAUAACAAGAUAGCUCGGCUCAAAGAGGAAGAGAAUGGAAUGCGGGAAGAAAUAGGAAGGAAGAUGGACAUCUUAAAGCAGGAAAGUUGUGAAAUCAAAAGACUUAGAGAUGAAAUUGACAGUGAAAAGGACCAGCUGAAUGCAAAAUUGCUUGAGUUGGAAAAAAUGCGUGAAGAACUAGAUAGAGAGAAGAAGGAAGUGAAAGACAGGAAGGAUGAAACACUGAAAGAGAAAGAUCAGUUGGAAGAGAGGCGAGGUAAGAUAAGUAAGGAGAAAGAGGAAUUGGAUAUCAGUCUUGAACUGAUGAAAAGACAAAGGGAAGACUUGACAAGCUUGAAGGCUGAAGCAGAAGCACAGACCGAGCCUAUGGAAAUAGACUGGAAGGAAAAGCUCACGAGGGAAAGACAACAACUUGAAGAUGUAAAGGAGGAGAUACAGAAGGAAAAAGAAGCCUUUGAGAGAAAGAAGGGAUUGACCAUGAAAGAAAGAGAUGAGUUUGAUCUGAUGAAGUCUGAAACCCAGGGACAAUUGGAGGAAAUAGAACAAAACAAACAAGACAUUCGUGUGGAGAAGGAAAAGCUGGAUCAGAUCAAAGCUGAGUUAGAAAGACGGUCUGAAGACGUAAAUCAGAUCAUGGAUGAGACAAGACGGGAGAGGGGGAAGGUUGAAGAACUGGCUAUCCAAACUCAAAAACAAAGAGAAGAAAUGGUGGGUUUUAUGGAAAAGAACAAACAAAAGCAGAACGAACUGGAACUCAUGAAUGACAAGAUUGAAAGAGAGAAACAAGACAUCGAAGAAAGUCGGGAUGUGCUAACAAAGGAGAGAGGAGCUGGAACAAAUGAGGAGUGA